Molecule: messenger RNA, 988 nt
Organism: Rana temporaria (common frog)
Lineage: Eukaryota; Metazoa; Chordata; Amphibia; Anura; Ranidae
Exons: 5
Coding region: 85-882 (265 amino acids)
Biological process (GO): generation of catalytic spliceosome for second transesterification step
Source: RefSeq, a predicted model, not a curated record
UUGGUGGAGGGGUUCCAGGUUGGCGAGUUCCGCCUACCGGGGGCACGUGGUAGUGACGUCAUCUCCCGGGACCAGGAAGUAAACAUGGCCAGGAAUGAGGAGAAGCAGCUGGGGAGACUCAACCGAGUGUGGCUACAGAGAGAGAGGGAAGAGGGACGUGUGAGGGACAUCGACAGUAAUCGCCCCAAGCUGGGGGCGCUGCACACAGCCACAGGUGUGAAGAAAUGGAUCCCCAGCAUCAAAAAUGAGAUGGAAUAUUAUUUAGAGCAAUCUCAGCUGAGUCACUAUUCGGAAAGGAAGAUUGGAGAAUUUGAGGUAAAGAUUGAGGCCCUAAAGAAAGAAUAUCAGAGUUACCUGUGGAAAUUGCGCAAAUUAGACCCGACCUGCAAGGAACACCCGUGGAAACCUCGAGGGUACACCAGGAAAAGGACUGCGGAUGGCAAAGUGCCGUCAUGGGUAGACACAGAUGAAACCAAUAGAGGAAAUUUGCUGCACACGCCUGUUCUCUCAAAGAAAGUGAAGGAGGAACACAGAAGUGACUCGGAGGAGGAAGAACCACAGGAAAGGCUCCAUAAAUUUCCGCUGCCGCCUCCUCCUCCUGCUCCGGCCUGUAUCGAUCCGGAAGUCCAGGAUGCACCUCUUGUCUUCAACAACGCCAAAUCUCAGCCGAGAGACAUCUGGGGGAGAUCGACUUAUAACACUGGCGGAGGGGAGACGGCGAAGAAGCUCAAAGAUAUUUUCCUGUCGGGCUCACCGCAGCAAAGCGCCAUUAACUCUGCAAACAACGUGGAGGAGUUGGCGGGAGGAGACCCGCAUACCAGUGGGAGAAGCAAGGGGAUUUUAGGGUUAGACUGUUAUUCAUCCUCUGAUGAGGAAAGCUGACACUUGGCUAGGGGCUCACUUAUUUAUAUUUUUCAAUAUCCUACAACCUUUAUUAUCCAAUACUGUUUUCAACAGUGGUAAAAAUAAAAUGUAUUUAUUUAUAUUU